GAAAAGUACCUUUAAGACGAAGAGGAAGGGGAAGCGAAGCUGCUUAUCGGGCUUUGUUCUAAUAGCAGUAAUCACCUGAAGGGCGACCGUGAGCCCACGCCGCCGGGUCCGCGCAGCCCUGGCCCUCCCCGCCGCGCCGCCCCGGCCCUGCUUCCUUCCCGAUGGCCGCCUGCACUUUGCUCCUGCUUGGCACGAGUGCGCCCGACUGGCUUUAUUGUAUCACCCAUUACAUAAAUGGGGGAAAGGUUGGUCAGAAGUUUGUUCAGACACUGCCGCUGCCCACAGCGAGCAGGACUUGUGCCGAGAGGAGGAGGGGAACUCUGCAAGGCAGGUGAGGCUGGGUGGUGAAGAGCAGCAUGGACCUGGAUGUGCUGAACAUGUUUGUCAUCGCCGGUGGCACCCUGGCUAUCCCCAUCCUGGCCUUCGUGGCCUCGUUCCUCCUGUGGCCCUCAGCACUUAUCCGCAUCUACUACUGGUACUGGCGCCGAGCCUUGGGCAUGCAGGUUAGAUAUGCGAACUACGAUGACUAUCAGUUUUGUUAUUCCUAUAGAGGAAGACCUGGAUACCGACCGUCCAUCCUGAUGCUACAUGGGUUCUCAGCCCACAAAGACAUGUGGCUGUCCAUAGUCAAGUUCCUGCCAAAGAACCUGCACUUGGUGUGUGUGGAUAUGCCCGGGCACGAGGGCACAACCCGCUCAGACUUGGACGAUUACUCCAUCAGUGGGCAAGCUAAGAGAAUACACCAGUUCGUGGAGUGCAUCAAGCUGAACAGAAGGCCCUUUCAUCUGGUUGGCACUUCCAUGGGGGGAAAUGUUGCUGGUGUCUAUGCUGCUCAGUACCCAGAAGAUGUUUGCAGCCUGACCCUCAUCUGUCCUGCAGGCCUGCCAAGUACCACCGACAGCAAGUUCAUUAAGCAGCUCCGGGAGCUGCAGGAGUCCAAACGUAUUGACAGGAUCCCUUUAAUCCCCUCAACGCCCGAGGAGAUGGCGGAUAUGCUGAAGCUUUGCUCCUACGUUCGCUUCAAGGUGCCACAGCAGAUCCUCCAGGGCCUCGUUGACGUUCGCAUCCCACACAAUGAAUUUUACCGGAAAUUGUUUUUAGAAAUUGUGGAUGAAAAGUCGAGGCACUCUCUCCACGAGAACAUGAGCAAGAUCAAAGCGCCGACACAGGUCAUCUGGGGAAAGCAGGACCAGGUCCUGGAUGUUUCUGGCGCCAGUGUUUUAGCCAGCGCUAUCCCAGACUGCCACGUGUACAUCCUGGAGAACUGUGGGCACUCGGUGGUGGUGGAGCGGCCCCGCAAGACGGCCAACCUCAUCCUGGAGUUCCUGGCGCUGCUGCACAGCAUAGACAACAACAAGAAGCAGGCGUGAGCGUGGCAGGGAGCCGAGUGCCCAGGCCGGGUCUGUUAAAUUGUAAAGUACUGCAGAUUUGAUAAGUUCUCAGGGAUCUUGUACGAAUCGGAGUCAAUGUGCCAAAGUCCCUGAGGAAGGCAGAAUCACUGAUACCUAAACCUAUAGCACCACUGGCACAGUGAUCUAGGGGUCACUGAGCAACCUCCAUAGAUACAGAAACGGAAGCAGAGUAUUUCCCUUUUCUACUUAAAGUAGAAAUGAGCUGAAAUCACCCAGUGCUCCUCACACAGCUGCCCAUCCUACCCGGGUUACCAGCACGUAGUUGUCCAUGACAUUUACCUAAACUAUAUAUGAAGUGUAGGAAGGAGGGAGCAUCCUGGACUGAGACUUACAGUACUUCUACUCCUUAGAGUCCGUCGUGUUGCAUGCUGCCGUGCUGUAAGAGAGCCCCCCAGUGCUCCAGGCUUGAGUGCUCUCUCUGUAGCUCCUUAACUCGUGAUUUAUGCAGAAAACAACAGAAAACUUCAUGUGUGGAAGUCCAACGACUGUAUGUGCAAAAAAUGUUUACACUGAGUGGGUUUUUCUAAAUCCCUGAAUAGCUCCUGUGUAUAUGUAAUGCCUUAAUGUUGCCCAGGGUGUGGCGUCCGCGCACAGCCCGCCUUGCCCAGGGAUGGUUCUCCCUGAGGGUGAACAUAGCCAGUGGAAACGGGGUGCAGGCGGCAGCUUUGCCACUGCUGUGUGAACCAGAGGGAUGGAAACCGCCCGGGGCGAUUCGGUGCCCGGGCCCGAGUCAGCAAUAAGCCCGUGGGUGAACUCGUCUCAGUUCCUCUGUCACAUCGCGCUGCUGAACACCUUGAUGUAAAUAACGAUCUUCUUUAUGAAUUCUGUGAAUUCUGCAAAAGCCAAUGUCACCGGGACAGGCGUGAGGGGUGGGAGCGGGCUCUGUGUGUGGCUGGUGCAGGGCAUGUGGGCUCCUGGGCUAGCUGGGCAGCCGAGGACAGAGUCAGCUGGCCUGUGAGGUGCUGGGUGGUGGUGUGGAAAGGUACAGUGUGCUUUUGAUGAUUAUGACUCCUGAUCAAGUGAAAUUAUAGGUAGAAACAGGUGACUCUCCAGGUGCGGUCCCUCACUGCCUACCCCAGCGACAGGGCACUGGGUCCCGGUCACGGGCAGGACCAGUGGGUGCUGGAGGGCAAGGUGGUGCAUGGUGCCCUCAAAGGCAAAGCAGCAGGUGGCUGUCACCCCUUGGUCACCCCCAGCCCUCCUUGGGGAUUGACAGCAGGUGCUGCUCACGCUCCCCCCAGACUGGGUAUGCACGCUUGCAGUGCUGACAGCCAUCUGCGCGACAGCUGCCCGAGGUACCCCGAUCUGUACAUGCAUCUGAAACUCCCUGCCAGCUUCUCUGCUCUUUUUAAGAGAAGAAACAUUGUUCUGUUAGAAAAUUAGAAAUCUGCUGUUAAUUGCUUGGUUAUUGUUUCUACUACAGGAGUUGAUAAAAAAAAAAUAAAAUUGAUGAUAGUUUUAUGUGGUAAAAGCCAGAAAAACUUGUUGGGUAUCUAUAUGGUUUCUCAUGCCACAGAUUGCUGUAUGCAAAGAAUUUAUAUGGCUAUUAAAAUCUAGUGAUUCAAGUA
Molecule: messenger RNA, 2980 nt
Organism: Myiozetetes cayanensis
Lineage: Eukaryota; Metazoa; Chordata; Aves; Passeriformes; Tyrannidae
Gene: ABHD6
Product: abhydrolase domain containing 6, acylglycerol lipase
Exons: 10
Coding region: 357-1370 (337 amino acids)
Source: RefSeq, a predicted model, not a curated record